Messenger RNA from Cylicostephanus goldi, 339 nucleotides. Lineage: Eukaryota; Metazoa; Nematoda; Chromadorea; Rhabditida; Strongylidae. The record is from the annotation of a GenBank genome assembly.
AUGGACCAACAACAUCGCAUCAAGGCUUACCGCUUCGUCGCCUACUCGGCUGUCACCUUUUCCGUUGUGGCGGUACUUUCCGUCUGCGUUACCCUGCCCAUGGUUUACAACUAUGUGCAUCACAUGAAGAGGGCCAUGCACAAUGAGGUCAAUCUGUGCAAGACCUCCGCCAAGGACAUCUGGAGCGAAGUGCGCAGUCUGAAGGACCUCCCGAACGUGAACAGAACCGCCCGUCAAGCUGGAUACGGUGAUGCUGGAGUAUCCGGUGGAAGCGCCUCCUCUGGUGGAAGCCACUGCGAUUCGUGCUGCUUGCCAGGACCAGCUGGUCCGGCAGGUACC